Molecule: messenger RNA, 564 nt
Organism: Vavraia culicis subsp. floridensis
Lineage: Eukaryota; Fungi; Microsporidia; Pleistophoridae
Exons: 1
Coding region: 1-564 (187 amino acids)
Source: RefSeq, a predicted model, not a curated record
AUGGUGCACGUAAACAAUAUUAUAUCAUUAAAUGAAUGUUCGGAGCACAAGGAGAGGAUGUUCGACAUAGGGAUAGCAAUGGAGAACAGUUUGGCCAACUGCAACAGUUUAUAUAGGGAAGCACGAUAUGGUGCGAUGCGUGGUGAUAGGCGUGAGAAUAAUAAAGAAUAUUAUGACAGUUGCAGGGAUAACAGAGAAUGCAGCGUAACAUGCGAUGAUGCGAGUUAUGACAUAAUACGGUGUGAUAGACGUAGUAGCAUUGGAAAUGUUGAACGGAGUAACCACCAGAACGACCUUAAAGUGCGUGAUGAAUGUGCAUCUCUUGUAACUUGCCGAGUAACCCAGCGCAAGAAUAAUUCACCGCACAAUGACCGUAAUGAUUGUGGGUGCGUGUCGUGGGAUGAGCUUUUCUCCUAUGGAACACGUACUAAAUCGCUUGAACAGGAUGAGGAAGGAGUAAUCAGUGCGAUACGCACUCAAAGCGUUCGCGUGGAUGCGCAUGAACAGGCAAUUGAUGAUGAAAUGGUUACAAUAGCGGGCAUAUUGCUUAGUCUAGGAAGAUGA